AUAAAUCCCCCCUAAUGCCAUUCAUCAGCUUUCAUCAUAGCAGGUCCUGACCAUUUCUCUGCGAGUGUUUUAUACAGAGAGGGAUCUUGAUCUUGAAAGGAUUGAGACAGAAAGAGAGAGUCAAUACUAAUAAUGUCUCAGUUUACGAACCUUUUCUUAGUUCUUUCUCUUUUUGCCUUUGCUCCCCUUUGCUGCUUCUCUAGCAAGACCCAUGGGGGCUACCUCUACCCACAGUUUUAUGAUCACUCGUGCCCAAAAGCUCAACAGAUUGUGAAGUCCAUAGUGGUCAAGGCUGUGGCCAAAGAAGCUCGCAUGGCGGCUUCAUUGCUUAGGCUCCAUUUCCACGACUGUUUUGUCCAGGGCUGCGACGCAUCCCUAUUGUUGGACAACAGCGGAAGCAUAGUCAGUGAGAAGAGGUCGAACCCAAACAGGAACUCUGCUCGAGGGUUUGAAGUUCUGGACGAGAUAAAAUCUGCUUUGGAGAAAGAGUGCCCACAUACAGUAUCUUGUGCUGAUAUUGUGGCUCUAGCUGCUAGAGACUCCACUGUUCUAAGCGGUGGACCCAGCUGGGAGGUUCCAUUAGGAAGAAGGGACUCCAGAAGUGCAAGCUUGAGUGGCUCAAACAACAACAUCCCUGCUCCAAACAACACAUUCCAGACUAUCCUCACCAAGUUCAAGCGACAAGGACUUAAUGUCGUCGAUCUUGUUGCACUAUCCGGGAGCCACACGAUAGGAAAUGCCCGUUGCACCAGCUUCAGGCAGAGACUCUACAACCAGUCAGGCAAUCGGCAACCCGGCAGUACAUUUGAUCAAUCGUAUGCUGCCCAAUUGAGAACCAAAUGCCCGAGAUCAGGUGGUGAUCAGAACCUAUUUUUCUUGGACUUUGUCAGCCCAACAAAAUUUGACAACAGCUAUUUCAAGAACUUGUUGUAUUCUAAAGGCCUUUUAAGCUCUGAUCAAGUUCUUCUCACAAAGAACGAAGCAUCCAUGGAAUUGGUGAAGACAUUUUCAGAAAACAACAAGCUGUUCUUCGAGCAGUUUGCCCAGUCCAUGAUUAAGAUGGGAAAUAUUUCUCCAUUGACAGGCUCAAGGGGAGAGAUUAGAAAGAAUUGCAGGAAGAUUAACUCCUGAUUAGCUCCAUUAUAAUACUGCAGUUCCAUCGAGUGUUGUGUGCUUUUCCUGCAAUGUAUUCCUGAUUAGUUAAUACUAUAUGACAUAUUUUAAGUGCUUGGUAUAUGAACCCGCGUAAAUGUGCUAUAUUUACGAGUGAUUGGGAAUGAAAAGAUCUAAGAUGAAAAGAAAAAUUAAUCUUCGAAAACUAUCUCAAGAUUUUAGUAGGUAGGUCACCAGACAGCAUAAAAUAAAGGAAAAUUCUCAGACACUCCUACAACGGAUACAAUUCCACACGAGGAAACGCUACACCCAACGGCUACAUGCACUAGAAUGGAAAUCACAUCCACUGAAUCCUCUUAAUUUACUUUUUUUCACAAACACCUGCUGUUCAAUUGUCUUUAUGGAAAUCCCUUGUGCGAGCAAGAGAGCCUUACUCCCAUGGCGUCAAUCUCACUUUCGGUCAACAAUAUCGUGACCAUACGGUUGAACUAGGGGAAUUUCCCCUUAU
Juglans regia (Persian walnut) is the source of this 1621-nucleotide messenger RNA. Its product is annotated as peroxidase 72-like. Gene Ontology annotation, molecular function: heme binding; peroxidase activity. Lineage: Eukaryota; Viridiplantae; Streptophyta; Magnoliopsida; Fagales; Juglandaceae. The record is from RefSeq and is a predicted model, not a curated record. Gene Ontology annotation, biological process: response to oxidative stress; hydrogen peroxide catabolic process. The coding region runs from base 133 to 1131 and encodes 332 amino acids. The transcript has 4 exons.